CAAUUAUAUCCCUUUAUUUAAACUUUAUAUAAAUUUUAAAUGCUCGCUUUACUCCACUCACCUCUUUUUAACUCACGGACUCGAGUUAGUAAUAAAGGAGCAUCUGCUGCAGCUCUUUUUAUAAUAAAAAAGUGUCUUUACUCUCAAUAUGAGCAACUUCAACAGCCUCAAUACAAGAAAGGUGAAGCUCUAAAGCGAUUUGCUAUUGAUCUUACCAAGAAGGCAGAAGAAAACUUACUUGAUCCCGUUGCUGGUAGAGACUCAGAAAUUUGGAGAGCUCUUCAGAUUUUAUGCCGAAGGACAAAAAACAAUCCAAUCUUCAUUGGCAAUGCGGGAACUGGAAAAACUGCAUUAGCUGAAGGCAUUGCACAGCGAAUUAUAAAAAAAGAAGUUCCGGAGUCGAUGAAACAGAAGCGAAUCUUCGCUUUGAAUCUCGCAAGUUUGAUAGCCGGAACAAAAUUUCGUGGCGAGUUUGAGGAAAGAAUUCAGUCGCUCUUGAAGGACGUUGAAGGCGGUAAUGGCGCUUACAUCUUAUUCGUGGAUGAGCUUCAUAGUUUGUUGGGGCUGGGAAGGGCUGAAGGCUCAAUCGAAGCAGUAAAUAUACUGAAACCUGCGCUGGCUAGAGGCUCUUUGCAUAUGAUGGGCGCAACUACAGUAGACGAGUAUAGACAGUACAUUGAGAAAGACAAGGCUUUGGCGCGAAGAUUCCAGCCAAUCCUCGUGGAGGAACCUUCUGUUGAGGCCUGCAUUGCAAUAUUAAGAACUUUAAAAGAAAGAUACGAAAUCCAUCACGGCGUUCAUAUAACAGAUGCCGCUUUAGUUGAAGCUGCGACGCUGUCGCAUCGUUAUAUUACUGACCGGUUUCUGCCGGACAAAGCCAUUGACCUCAUUGACGAGGCGGCCUCGAGGGUCAAGCUUCAACAAGAAAGCAAACCGGAAGAACUUCAGGCUUUGGAUUCAAGUAUUUUACAAGACAAAAUUGAACUCGAAUCGUUAAAAAAGGAAACUGAUUCGGCUUCAAAAGAACGUUUAGAAACUUUAAUACAAGAAAUCCGACGAAAAGAGGAAGAAGCAGCAGAACUAAAUAAAGCGUGGAAUAAUGAAAGAAAUCGAAUAUUAGAAAUGAAGAAAAAUAGAGAAGAACUGGAAAAAGCCAAAAGCGAACUUGAAGCUUCUCAGCGAAUAGGCAACUUGGCCCGUGCGUCAGAGUUGAAAUAUGGAAUAAUCCCGAACUUGAUGAAAAAAAUAGAAUGUGAUGAAAAGGCCAUUGAAGAACGUGAUAAUAAUGAAGGCAAACUCAUAAGCGAGGCUGUCACUCCUAAAGAUGUUUCCAUUGUUGUGUCACGUGCUACGAAGAUUCCCGUCGAAAAUUUAGUGAAAGGAGAGAAGUCCAAAUUAAUGCACUUGGAAGAAAACUUGAGGCAAAGCGUCGUUGGGCAGGAGCACGCUAUUAGUGCAGUGAGCGAUGCUGUCCGUCUAGGCCGGGCGGGACUGAAGCCUGUGCAUCGCCCCAUCGCUUCUUUUCUAUUUAUUGGCCCAACCGGCACGGGAAAAACUGAGCUGACGAAGGCACUUUCCCGAACAAUUUUUAACACCGAAUCAGCCAUUGUCCGGAUCGAUAUGUCCGAGUACAGUGAGAAGUUCAAUGUGUCUCGUCUGAUUGGCGCUCCGCCGGGGUUGGUCGCUUGUUAUUUAUGA
Zophobas morio is the source of this 1698-nucleotide messenger RNA. RefSeq lists its product as uncharacterized. Gene Ontology annotation, cellular component: mitochondrial matrix; cytoplasm. The transcript has 18 exons. Lineage: Eukaryota; Metazoa; Arthropoda; Insecta; Coleoptera; Tenebrionidae. The record is from RefSeq and is a predicted model, not a curated record. The coding region runs from base 40 to 1698 and encodes 552 amino acids. Gene Ontology annotation, molecular function: ATP hydrolysis activity; ATP binding. Gene Ontology annotation, biological process: protein unfolding; cellular response to heat; protein refolding.